This is a messenger RNA of Apodemus sylvaticus (European woodmouse), 4949 nucleotides long. RefSeq names its product RNA guanine-7 methyltransferase (gene Rnmt). Gene Ontology annotation, biological process: 7-methylguanosine mRNA capping. The transcript has 11 exons. Bases 146 to 1540 code for a protein of 464 amino acids. Gene Ontology annotation, molecular function: mRNA 5'-cap (guanine-N7-)-methyltransferase activity. The record is from RefSeq and is a predicted model, not a curated record. Gene Ontology annotation, cellular component: nucleus. NCBI's taxonomy places the organism in Eukaryota, Metazoa, Chordata, Mammalia, Rodentia, Muridae.
GGCCGGGCUCGUUCCCCGUUAGCCUCCUGCCUCCGGUUCUUGCUCGGUGGGAUUUAUUGUGCCCGUAGCCGGAAGCAGUGUGGGUACUACUUGUCUGGACACGUGUUGAUUAAUGAGGUUUUGCUGUCAGUUCAAGUAACCAGAGAUGGAAAGUUCUGCAAAAGCAUCUGUAGAUUCUGAAACAGAAUCUCCUCUGAGUGUUAAUGAAACCACCGCUGCAUCGGGGCAGAGGCUUUCUGAAAAGACUCCUACAUGCCAGCAAGUAGAUCAGCCGAAAAUUCCGAAAGAAGAUGAUCUUGUAGAGCAAACUUCGAGUUAUGUACAAGAUUCUCCAUCCAAGAAAAGAAAACUCGAUGUUGAAAUCUUCUUAGAGGAAAAACACUCUGAGGAUGAUGGAGGUGCUUCAAAUAGAAGCAAACUGGAAAGGAGCGAUGUGGCGGAAGACCAGCCUUCUGGAGGGCUUAACCAGAGAGAGAGAAAACGGCAGCCUCAGGAUGCUGAUGCUGGGCCACCGCGGAAAUUUCAGAAGCUGGAGGAGGGACACAGCUCAGCCGUGGCUGCCCACUAUAAUGAGCUUCAGGAAGUUGGCUUGGCGAAGCGUAGUCAAAGUCGAAUUUUUUACCUAAGAAACUUUAAUAAUUGGAUUAAAAGUAUUCUUAUUGGGGAAAUUUUAGAAAAGGUACGACAAAGAAAAAACCGUGACAUCACUGUUUUGGACCUGGGAUGUGGAAAAGGUGGAGACUUGCUCAAGUGGAGGAAGGGGAGAAUUAGCAGGCUCGUGUGCGCUGAUAUGGCUGAUAUUUCUAUGAAACAAUGUCAGCAACGUUAUGAAGAUAUGAGAUGUCGUCGUGAUAAUGAGCAUAUUUUUAGUGCAGAAUUUAUAACUGCUGACUGUUCAAAGGAACUUUUGGUUGAAAAAUUCCGUGAUCCAGAAAUGUACUUUGACAUCUGCAGCUGUCAGUUUGCCUGCCAUUACUCCUUUGAGUCCUCGGAACAGGCUGAUAUGAUGCUUAGAAAUGCCUGUGGAAGGCUUAACCCUGGCGGCUAUUUUAUUGGUACCACUCCCAAUAGCUUCGAACUGAUAAGACGCCUCGAAGCUUCAGAAACAGAAUCAUUUGGAAAUGAAAUAUACACUGUGAAAUUCCAGAAGAAAGGAAAUUAUCCUUUAUUUGGCUGCAAAUAUGACUUUAACUUGGAAGGUGUUGUGGAUGUCCCUGAAUUCUUGGUCUAUUUUCCAUUGCUGACUGAAAUGGCAAAGAAAUAUAAUAUGAAACUAAUCUAUAAAAAAACAUUUCUGGAAUUCUAUGAAGAGAAGAUUAAGAACAAUGAAAACAAAAUGCUCUUAAAACGAAUGCAAGCUCUGGAGUCAUACCCUGCAAAUGAGAACUCUAAACUUGCCUCUGAAAAAGUGGGUGACUACGCACAUGCAGCAGACUACAUGAAGAACAGUCAAGUGAGAUUACCUCUGGGAACCUUAAGUAAGUCCGAAUGGGAAGCUACAAGCAUCUACUUGGUUUUUGCCUUUGAGAAGCAGCAGUGAGCACGCUGCUUUAGAGCAGCGCUCCAUCCUCCAGGCGGAGCGGACCAUCUCAGAGACAUUCGACAGCUGUUUGUUUAUUUUAAUAGUAAGUUCUAAAUGUGUAGGAUGCUGCCAACAAAGUCCAGUGUAUAAAUUUGACAUUUACUGUCUGUGACAGGUUAGCAUAAUGUGUGUACAUAAGGAUGAGUUGUCUUUAAAAUCUAUUUUUAAGUAAUGUUGUAAGAAUUGUUUUCCUCUACUGUCAAAACUAUAGCAAGGCAUGUCAGAGCGACUGACCUCUCCAGUGCAGUGAUGUGCUGAAUGUGUUUACAGAGCUGAUUUUACAAUACUGUAGAACUGGCAAAGGAACGCUAGGUUGCCACUGUGCGCUCAUUUCAAGUUUUGUUACAGUGUUUUUCAAGAUUUAAUAGACUGUGUUCUAUAUACUUGAAUGUAAGUGUUCAAUAUAUAUUGCUAAAGUUAUAAGAUUAAAUUUUGAUUUUAGAUUGUGAUAAGAGCUACCUGGCUAGAUUUUGACUGUGUUUCAAUAAAAUAUCUAUUUGCUAAUACACUGCAAUUCUGAGACUCUAUAGAAAAUUUUAGAUGGCAACAUAGAGUUAAUGUGGAAUGGUUUGAUAUUCUCUUUAGAAUUUCUUACCAUAGCAGUUAGCAUAUCCAAUUAUUGAGGUUGUGAUUAAGGUACGAUUAACUUUCUUCAUUGGACAGUGAUUCCAUGGCUAGAUUUUCUUAAGAUUUUGUGAAAAUGCCAUGUUCUAGUUCUGUUCCAUGUUGUUUUCUGAUGUGUGCAUGCGCAACAAGAAUAGCACGGGAGAUACAUUUUAGAUGGCUCCUCACCAGUAGAACUCACUAAUGCUCUAUCCUUCCAGGUCCCAACACGCAGCUCCCACCCUCUCAGGACUCCCUAAGGGAGACCCCACUGUCUAAUUGUCUUUCAAAUAUUCACUGUUGAGGCGUUAAUGGUAUAGUAGUCAGCAUAGCUGCUUCCAGAUCUUUACUUGCUGUCUCACAGCCAUCACGAUUGUCAUUGAUUUGUCAGUUAUAGAGCUGACUUCUAGAAUUGAGGCCACACUGAAGAAACUUGCAGCCUUUAGAUACAUCAAGAAACUUAAGAGCAAGUACAAAGAUGCCAUUUUCUAUAAAAAUGUAUAGUACUUUCUUUAAAAGUAGGCUCAGGGCCAAAGGGAUGGCUCAGUAGUUAAGAGUGCUGGCCACUCGUGGAGAAGACCAGGUUCAGUUGCUAGCACCUACGGGGCAGCUUACAGCUCCAUGUAACUCCAGUUCCGGGGAUCUGACAUCAUCGUUUGGCCCCCCUGGGCACCAGGUGUGCACACAGUACAUAUACAUAAUGUGCAGGCAGAUACACACACAUAUAAAAUACAAAUAAUUAUUUAAAAAAGUAAAAGCAUAAUCUAGUUUAUAUAUAGUCACUGUUCUUAGUAUUAGAGGGUAGGUUUGGUUCUGGUGCAGGGGUUGUGGGUUGUGGGGUGGGGAGGAAUGUUCUUGCUCUUAGAAAUUUAGGCUCAUUGUAUUCCUGGGAAAGUACCAGUAAGUAUUUUGAUGAUGUGGUGUAGAGAAAGCUUCGUCACAAUUCAUCAUCUUAGUUACCAGGUGAUACGUCAUUUUUAGUCCUUUCUGCCCUUCCCAUUCCAUCCCAUGGGUCAUUUUUAGGAGAGAAGAAUUCCUUAAAGGGUGGACUAAUUGAUGGCUGUCCCAAGCAGCAAGAAGAGAAAUGUAGUGUUUCUAGGCCUUUCCCUGAGGACUCAGAAAACUGGCCUGGGUCUGAGAUGGGCUCUAGUCAUUAUACCUGCUCUCAAAGACAGGAGAGUUCCCAUGAUGUCACCCUACAGAAACAGUUCAAGCAGCGGCCUUUUUCCUUCUGUGUCCUUAUCUGUUGAACCUCCAUCCCUCCACCGCUCCUUGUAGAAGUUCAUGACUCAGGAUGGAUUCUUGACAAAAAUGGGAAGGGGACCUUUUCCAUUGUUUCUUUCAACAAAUAAGACCUUGCCAGCAUUCUUGGAACCUAAAUGUUUAAUUAUGUCAUGGCUUGUAGUACCUGAUGAGAAAGGUGUGGCUUUUUAUUGCAGCAUCCAGAAAGAGUCCCUUCUCUUGGGUUCAGUGAUGAAAAUGGUGCAGAUGCUGUUCAGAUGUGCCCAGGCCUGCCACACACUGUAUGUUCAGGUUGUUUCCAAAUGAAGAUCAGGGGCUGGAGACAUGACUUACAGCCUAAGAGUGCUUGCUUGCAACUAUCAGAGGAUUGGAGUUUGGUUCCCAGCACACACAUCAUGGCUUAGAACUCUCUGUACUUCCAAUUAAAGGGACUUCAGCACUCCAGUCUCUGCUGGCACCUGCACAUACAUGCAGAUAACUACACAUAAAUAAAAAUCAAAUAACGAUCAUGUGGACUAUUUUUGGAAAUGACACAACUCAAACUGGAGAUAGUUGGCUUGGGGACAGCUACACUGCAGUAGGACCUAGAACUCUGACAUGGAAUUGUUUGGGUCUAGAAUUCACUUGAGAACAGUCCAGUGUAUAGUGGAGAGAAGCUGAGGAGUUGUCAGUCCCUCCCCAUCCUUCUGGUAACAUAACCUGUACAGAGAUCCUCAAGCCUGUCAGAGCUGGCUCACAUGCAACUUCAGUGCCCCCCGCCCCAAAGCACUUUAGAGACUGACUCUUAUCAGCAAGACUGACUGAGUAGAGUCACUCACAAAUAGUGGACCUGUCUGAUGACUGGCAGAAAUGAUACAAAUUUCUCAAGAUCAGAGCCCCAUUAACAUGUGUGCUCUGUAGUGGGCCUUAAAUCCCAUGCUCACAUACUUCCAAGGGUAUAGCAGGUGGUUCCUGCAACUUUGAGUGUUAAUUACUAAGGCACCUUGACUUAGGUGUAUCAAUUCUGAGUAAAGUGCUUUAGGAAAUAAGGUACCCUGGCAGGAAUAGAGAUAGAUUAUUCUUCAUGGUGUGGAGACCUAGUACUCUAACCAGAGGAAUGUAUACAUUAGAGGUGAUGGUGUUCCCCCAACCUUAUUGUGUGGAUAUAUCAGUGCAAGACAGUCUCUUAAGAUGCUGUCUCUGAAUUAAGUUAGGCAGGCCUAAUUAUGUGAAUUUGCUUGCUUAAACUCUGUUGAAGUGUUGUAUCUAUACAGGCAAUCAGGGAUUCUUCAGAGAAAGAACGUACAUGAAUACAGAAGCCAGAAGUUCGUUCCCUUUUGACUAUUAUGUCAUCACAACCAUCAUCCAAUUCUAAGCAAAACCCAUUGCAUCUGGCUUGGAAUAUUAUGUGAAUAAAAUUUAAAAUACGUUCUUUGGCUUUCACUCCGGCAGUGUUCAUGAGAUCUUAUUCUCAAUAGAUGUACGUUGUUCAUUCUCAUGAUUGUACAGUAUUCCAUGUAUGAAUAAACAACAUUACACAGUG